Cylas formicarius (sweet potato weevil) is the source of this 4997-nucleotide messenger RNA. RefSeq names its product latrophilin-like protein 1. Gene Ontology annotation, biological process: G protein-coupled receptor signaling pathway; cell surface receptor signaling pathway. The transcript has 2 exons. Gene Ontology annotation, molecular function: G protein-coupled receptor activity. Gene Ontology annotation, cellular component: membrane. NCBI's taxonomy places the organism in Eukaryota, Metazoa, Arthropoda, Insecta, Coleoptera, Brentidae. The coding region runs from base 1245 to 4610 and encodes 1121 amino acids. The record is from RefSeq and is a predicted model, not a curated record.
CAGAGGGUAGUUGUUAAUUUAAUAGUUUUUUGUAUUGUUUAGAUUAGCGUUCCAAAAUUCUUGGCAAGAUACUAUUCUUGUACUUAUUUCUCUUUUUACUAUUGCUAAAUAGUUCUCUUUUAUUGUGUUAUUUGGCAUUAGUUAUUAUUCAAAAUACCUGUGGCGUUCUUCGAAAUAGAAAUAUUGUGGGCAGGUUGGUUAAAUGUGUUUAAAUAUUUAAUUUUAAAUUACGUUUUUUUAAAAAUUCCUAUUAAAAAACAGGGAAAUUAGUGAUCUCCAAUGUCACCGUCUGGACAAUAGUGAAGUGAAAUAUCAAAACCACAUUGUUAUUACUUUGGAUAAACUAAAACGUGCCACCCUCCAUCGAUUUAUUUGUAAAAUGGAAUUUAAUUACCGCAAAAUAGGAAAUUAAAACGUAUAGACCGGACAACAUAUGGAUUGAUUGACAUUGAUUAAACUUAACGAUAUACAUUCCAGUAAAAACCAUCAUAUAAAAGCAAUUUCAAAUAAUGGAAAACGCAUCACCAUAAUUCAAGCUGGAUCAGAAGAGGAAUUAUUCCAAACUACUUGCUGUUUGCGAAGAAUAUUAAGGACUCUUGCUUGUACUGCCAUGAAGAUACAAGUGCAGAACUUUGUCAAAACGAUUUGAUUUUUUUUUUGUUGAAUGAAUAACGCAAGAUACGCCUCCUGCUGCAUAAAGCACCAAACUCAUGUCAACUGAAAUUCAAAAAUAUUUGCUACAAAAUGAUAUUUAUUUUGAAUCUAGUAUAACAAAUUCACCAAAAAUUAAUAAUAUACGUCUCGAGAGCCGGACAAAUGCACAACAAAAUUGAAGAUUUUUUCAUUUACAUAGAAAAUAACGCAGAGUCCAUUGGAAUUAAAUUUUGCGUUAUUGCAAUAGAACUUAUUUAUUCAGUGCGCUCCACCCUUCUUUCUUUAACGUUAUGGCGCGAGAAUGUGCGUUGUCGUCAACGAUUACCUAGCAUUAUCAUUCCCGCAACGAUAAACAAAAGAUAUGUUACGCCAAACAAAUAAAUCGGGUAAAUAGCAGCGUAUAUACGUCUAGAUCUAUCCGGCAUUAUGCGCGGUAUCAUGGACCGCGUAAUUUUCAGAGACACCCCGCACGCGCGCGUAUCUCUUAUUUAUUCUGCGGGAGAAAGUGUGUGUGUAAUUUAAAUACGACAAUAAAUCGGGCGUACGUGUAUUACGGAUUGAACGGUGACGAACUUCUCGCAGUGCGUACGAUGUGCCGGCUGUGUCUCACGUUUUUCACCACGGCCCUCGUUUUGCAAUCGUCGCGACACUCCCAGCAGCAAUGCCAAACCGAAAACACCAACGCCACUAGGUGGGCCACCCGCAGCAACUUGCGCAGUCAGCACGAGGUCGUCCUAUCUACUCCGCCCUGCCUCGACGACAGUGACAAACUGCUCACCAGGAUUUGCCUGAACCACAGUUGGUAUCCGCCAGACAACUGGACCUGUUCCCGCUACCUUGACCGCGACUCGCAGUGCCCUUCUUGGAUGCUGCCCUGCUCGGACGACUGCUGCUUCGUUACCCCACCGAAACCGUGGAGUGAAUGCUCGUUACCGGUCAGUGGAAGUUCGACUACCUUGAACGCUACGACCACCUGGUUGCCAUACAAGAGGUCCCUCAGCUUCGGAUCUUUCGAGUCUACGACGUUUGGUUCCGGGUACGGCCGCCCCAUCAACCAUGUGAAUAUCAUUAAUCCCGAAGAUGGACUUCGAAAAAACUGUCUGGUGUUGGACACGGUCUCGAACCACAUCUAUCCGGAAACGUGCAGCUCUCGCCACCAAAUCAGUUGCCUCUACCAAAGCGAUAGGCUCAAGGACGCCCUGUGUCCAAACAAGUGUGUAUUUUCGUUGCACUCGCGCACCUGUUUCUGCAAAAGAGGGCGCACAUUCUGCGACAACUACGCGAUUAUUACGAUGCCCUCCGAAAUGGUACUCAUUCAGUCGAUGGUGGACCGUAAACCGUGUUAUUUGGGUGGCGUCAUCGGCGAGUACCGCGAGGUCAUCAACAACCGCGCGUGGUUCUAUUCGAGCGAUGACUUCGAUUGCGCACUGUGUGCUGAAUCGCCUCGCACGCACUGCCCAGACGUCAGUAUGAUUUUGAAAUUCAACGACAAAUGGCGCAAGCUGUACUUGCUGCUGUAUUCGCCGCAGUGUGUAGUGGGUGGUGGCAGACCCGACAUGGUAUACUGUUUCACCGACGCCGGCGAUGAGCUUAAAAAGCGGGUGGACGUGAGCGUAAUGGAGGUGGUACCUUCGUUUGACGAAGGCGGAAUUCUCGUUUACGACGUGGACUUGGAGGACUACGUAGGAAAUUACUGGUGCACGGUCCACACGUUGGCGUUGGACGAAUUCCGGAUGGUUCGCUCGAACACGGUGCUCGCUUACAAGAAAGACAAGGGCAACGAGUUCUCCGUGAGACUCGCGAUCGAAAGCGUUUGCGACCAUUACGAUUGCACCCUGGGAGAUGACAUGGCGGUUCCCUAUGACAAUUUUGUCGCGGGCUUCAUCGACGAUCCGAUUUAUAAAGUGAGGGUGAUGGAAAUAUUCAGUUACGACGACGACGUCGAGCUUUUGAUCCACGUGAGCACCCCGCCCGGCUCAUCCGUGACAGCGGACUACGCCACUUUGUCGCAUAUCCUCCACGGAGUGCCCGCGUUCAUAAAAAUCGUAUACUUGAGGAGCAGCGAAUGGUGCCUCCCGGAGCGCAACAAAGACUUAUCUUGGCCGCGGACGCGGUGGGACGAAUGCACAAUUCCCACAGAGUACUGCGUACAAGGCGACGGCUGGCCGGUGUAUCGGUCCUGUUACGGCGAUUUCUUUUACGGGGCUUUUUGGUCGGCGGUGUUCGGAGAGUGCGCGUCCACGGCCACCACUCCGACCACGGACGUGUUGCUCGCCGCCCUCAACGAAACCAUCUGCGAGGGAGUACUGAGAAACGUCAGCGCCGUGACGCGUCACGGAAAUUUAUCCCUUGUGGAUUUGUAUUACGUUUCGCAAAUAUUAGAUAACGUGUCGUCCACGUCCUUGAAAACCAACACCAUCCUGGAUGGCACGCUGGACGUCGUCGACGGCUUGCUGAACGUGGAGGCCGCUACGUUGGCGAACGCCCAAAUGUCGUUCAACUUGACCGACGAGUUUCUGCACGCGGCCGAAAACAUCUCCAUCUUUUUGGACGAUAUCGUGGGCGUAAACGUGGCGACCUUCGUCAAGAACAACGUCCUCGUGCACUCGUUCAAGCCGUUCUCCAGCCAAGUUUGCGGGUUCGCCCUGUACCGAAAUAAUUCGUUCGCUUACAUCCCCUUCGGUCAGACCUUCGACGCUCUGACUGAUAUCGACAACGUGAAGCUCGCUUCCUACAUCCCAGUGCAAAUCCUCGAGGACCUUCAGAAGCACAACCUCACGAACGCGUCCGUUACCACUACCAUCUACUUGAACGAUAAGUUCUUCGUGAGCGAUUCCAACGAGACCGCUGGUACCAUAGCCAAUAUAAACAUACAAAAUUACGAGACGUAUUUGCCGAGUCCCAUUCAGCUUCUGAUCGGUGUCAAUGCGAAUUCAAGCGGUAACCUCUCGUGUGCGUUUUGGGAUUAUGGUAAUAGCUUCCAGAAAAAGAAAGGCCGGUGGUCGGGCACCGGAAGCAACCACCUUGGUAGCUGGAGAAACCACAGUCAGCUACAGGUGUGCUCGUUCACGCACCUGACCCAUUUGGGUAUGCUCGUUCUGGAGAGGUCGACGGAGGUGCUUACUAUUACCGACACCAAGAUCCUGAACAUCCUCAGCGGCGUGGGUUGCUUUCUUAGUACUCUGGGUAUCUUCGGUAUCUUCAUUACCGCUAUCCGGUUCGACAGCUGGCGCGAAAAAAUCGGUUCCCAAAUCCUGAUCCAUUUAUCUCUGGCCACCCUGUUGGAGAUCUUUUUUUUAUACUUUAGCGGCAUCAAGUUGCUGAGUUGUCGGAUCGCCGGUAUGACGACCCAAUACGUGAUGCUCAGCAAAUUUGCGUGGAUGCUGAUCUACGCGUUCUGUCAGUAUUUGAGAUUCGUUAGGGUGUUAGGUCCCAUGCCCAGCUACUUGGUAGCGAAAUCGAUCGGUUUCGGUUGGGGUUUUGGUCUCGUUCCGGUGCUCUGUGUCGGUCUGAUCAACAUCGACGUAUACGAGGACGAGAACUUCUGCUUCCCGACUGGGUUGCCGCUGUAUUUGGGCAUAUUUCUGCCCAUUCUUAUAAUUGCCGUGAUCAACACCUGCAUAUUCGGUAAAAUAAUGUGUGAAAUUACAAACAACAAGUUCGAGUCUUCUUCGUCACAGUCCCGAUCUAACAAACUCAACUUCAGGCUCGCAGUUUUGUUGUUUUUCGUGCUGGGGUUGCCGUGGCUCUUCGGAUUGAUCUCCAAUUUGGUCGGGAUAUACUGGUUGAAGAUGGUGCUCGUCUAUAUCUUUAGUACGGCUGUCUCCCUGCAAGGUUUCGUGAUGUUCGUAUUUUAUAUUAUUUUGAACAGAGAGACUUGGGAAUUGUGGAAACGGGGUCGGGGAGCCGCCUUUAAAAACUUCUCCGAGAAGGUUAAUACAACUUCGACAGGGUAAAUCAUAGGUUCCAAAUGUAAAUGUGUGUUAUUGUAUUAUUUAUUUAUUAGGUGAGUAAAAAUGCAAGAAAAAGAGGAGACAGUUCGUUAUGAACUUAUGAAAAAAAUUAAUUACGUAAAUAAUAUGAAAAACGUUGUAGUGUGUAUUAUAAAUUAAAAUUUUUAUAUCUCCUUUCAUUGAAAAAUAUUUUCAGUUAUAUGUCACUUCCCGUUUUAUAGAAAGUUAUAUCAUCUUUGGGAUAUUCAAUUUCUUAUCUCAUGAAAUGCGUGUUCUUUUAUGUUUGUUUCUAUCUACACGACGGUACAAUACUUUAAUAUAUAUUUAAAAAAAAAACGUUUUAAUAAAUGUUGCAUAAAAUAAAAAGAUAUACAUUAGAACUUUUUUUUA